AUGACGCAGGAAACGGUGAUCCUGGACGCGCUCACCGAGCCGUGGACGGCGGACUUGGACGCCAUGGACGUCAUGGUGAUCUCGGUCGGGCACUGGUUCCCCCGCCCAGCCAUGUACUACGACGACGGCGUAGUCUCCGGGGUGGUCUCCCGUCCGGAAGUGAACCGGACCAACAUCGGCGGCGGGUACCUCGGGGCGCACCGCACGGCGAUGCGGAGAACGCUCGAGUACGUGAACGCAAAGUCGACCACGGACAAGCUCGUGGUGGUGGCGACCAUCUCGCCGGCGCACUUCGACGCCAGGUACGGACCAAACCACCGGGACGCGUGCUCGCGUCACAAGCCGUACGACGAGGGGGAGACGGAGGUGUCCGGCGCGGAGGCCGAGCUGAGGAAGGCCGUGCUGGAGGAGGCGGCGGCCGCGGUGGCCCAGAGGCGGAGGUCGGGGCUACGGUUCGAGGUGCUGGACGUGACGAGGCUGGCGUCCAUGCGGCCCGAUGGCCACCCGGGCAUAUACAUCUUCAGGAACGCGUUCGCCGGCCGCCAAGUGCCGGAGACGGUGGCGAACGUCGAUUGCCGCCAUUGGUGUGCACCGGGGCCGGUCGACACGUUUAACGACAUAUUGAUGAAGAUGGUGGCCGCGGCUUAA
Messenger RNA from Lolium rigidum, 648 nucleotides. RefSeq names its product xyloglucan O-acetyltransferase 1-like. The coding region runs from base 1 to 648 and encodes 215 amino acids. The transcript has a single exon. Gene Ontology annotation, cellular component: Golgi apparatus. Gene Ontology annotation, molecular function: O-acetyltransferase activity. The record is from RefSeq and is a predicted model, not a curated record. NCBI's taxonomy places the organism in Eukaryota, Viridiplantae, Streptophyta, Magnoliopsida, Poales, Poaceae.